CCAGUCAAAAAUCAUUUAGAAUGUAGGAGAAUGCAAUAGAAUGCACUCUGAUGUGUUGUCAACCAACAACUUGAGUAUCGUCAACAGUUCGAAAAAUUCAUUUGAUAAAGUGUGAUAUUUUUUUUUUAAACCGCAACGAUGCACGACGCUUACGAAGAAACGUCUAUAUUAAAUAUCACUGUGCAAAUUGAGUCUAUGGCUGCUUACGAUGACAACUUACUAAUAGGCACGAGGGAAGGUCAUCUUCUUAUGUACAAUGUUCCAGUGGUGUUUGACGACAGUCAUAAACUAGAAUUGUUACGUCAUAGCAAAAAUUUUAACAAAAAACGCAUCAAUCAGAUAGAUGUUGUGCCGGAAUAUAAUUUAUUGAUCAUCCUAACAGAUAACAUUGUAUGCAUUCAUGAUUUAAAUUCACCAAACUUUCAACAAAUAUGUCAAUUACCAAAGACUCGCGGUGCCACUUUGUUUACUCUGGAAAUUCAGUCGACCGAAAGCCUAACAGGAGAAAAGAACACUGUGGUUCGUUUAUGUGUCGCUGUCAAACGUAAAUUACAGCUGUAUUAUUGGAAGGGAAAGAAGUUUGAAGAAUUUAACAAUUUUGAGUUAACAGUGCCAGAUAUACCUCGUCAAUUGUCAUGGUGCGGCGAAACAUUAAUAUUAGGAUUUCGUGGAUUGUCCUAUACGAUUUUCGACCUAAACGAUAAACCUAAGGAGCUCUUUCCCACUGGUAAAUCUCCAGAACCAAGUAUUACGAAACUAUCAGAUAGUUCUUUUGUCCUGGGCAAAGAUUCUCAAUCAUUUAUCAUGGAUACAAAAGGAGAAUUGGUUCAACACAAUCCAGUAAAAUGGUCAGAUUCGCCUAACGCAAUAGCAUGGGAUGAUCCUUACUUACUUGGUAUCGUGCACGAUAGAUUGGAAGUGUAUACAUUGGAAGGAUGUCUACAUAUUCAGACAAUAAAGGAUUUAAAUAAAGCUAGACUUAUAUAUCGAUGCAAACAAGGGAGAGUCUUUGUGGCAUCCAUUAGUCAAAUUUGGUGUGUCAAUGCAAUUGAUGUUACUUUACAAAUUAGAACUUUGCUGGAGCAAAAUCAGUUUCAGCUGGCAUUAAAAUUAACUAAUUUAUCAGACAUAACAGAUGAGGAGAAAGCCAAACAAACGUAUAAAAUACAAACAUUGUAUGCGCAUCAUCUGUUUUAUAAUAAACGGUUCCAAGAGGCAAUGGAUUUAUUCUUGAAACUGGGAACUGAUCCAUAUGAGGUGAUACGAUUGUUUCCAGAUUUAGUUACACCUUCGACCAAUACUCAUGAACUCAAUGAACCAGCACCCAGUUUGCCAAAGCUGCAAGAUCAUGAUUUAGAAAAGGGCUUACGUGCAUUGAUAGUUUUUUUAACUGAAGUCAGGCAUAAGCUAAUGGCGAAGGACAAAGAACUUAGUAAGGAAAAAAAUGGAGUAAAUGGAGAAAAAAAUUUAACCGCUGUAGCUACGGAGCAGCUUCUAAAGAUUAUAGAUACGACCCUUUUAAAAUGUUAUUUACAGACCACUGACGCCUUGGUAGCUCCUUUACUUAGACUGAAUCACUGUCAUUUGGCAGAAGCUGAGAAAACUUUAUUGAUGCAUCAGAAAUAUCCGGAGCUUAUUAUAUUAUAUCAAACCAAAGGACAACACAAGAAAGCGUUGGAGUUACUGGAGAAACACGCAAAGGAAAACGAUUCUAGUCUGAAAGGCACUGAGAGAACUAUACAGUAUUUGCAACAUCUCGGCAAAGAUCACAUGGAUCUAAUAUUAAAGUUUGCCGGAUGGGUUUUAACAGAGGAUCCUGAACAAGGCCUUAGAAUAUUUAUGGAAGAUAUACAGGAAGUUGAACAUUUACCUAGACCAAAGAUAUUGGAUUACCUCCUACGUUUUCACAAAGACUUAGUGAUACAAUACUUGGAACAUGUAGUACAUGUUUGGGAAGACACCAAUCCGUUAUUCCAUAAUGUUUUGAUACAUCAGUACAAAGAAAAGUGUUUAGCUUCUAUGAAUGCAAAUGCAACGCCAGCGGAGAAAGAAAUUUCGCAACACAUUCGACAGAAAUUACAACAAUUUCUAGAGAAAUCGAUGCAUUAUACACCGGAAACAAUAUUAGUGCAUUUUCCAUUUGACAGUUUGUUCGAAGAACGUGCAAUUAUACUUGGACGACUCGGUCGUCAUCAGCAAGCCAUAUCGAUAUACAUAAGCCUUUUAAAUGAUAUACCACGCGCAAUACAAUAUUGCCAAAAUGUAUAUACAAGGUAUCAAAAUCAAGACCGUACAUUGGAAAAACCAAAGCAGACGGAUAAUGCUGACGAAGUAUACGUUUUGCUAAUUCAGCAGUUAUUGAAACCCGACAAUGAAGGAGUUUUGAUGGCUGGUUGUAAUCUGGAAAUUCAAAGAACGACGCAACCAGAUUUAGAAAUGGCUCUUCGAUUGUUAGAGGAGCACGCCUCGAAGAUAAAUCCUAUGAAAGUCCUGGAGGUGUUACCAGAUUCCGUUCCUAUUGGUAGAAUAAAACAUUUCCUGGAAGUUAGCUUACAGAAUAACUUAAACGCAAGGCGGAGAACGCAAGUUCUCAAAGGGCUGCUUUACGCGGAACAUUUACAAGUGCAGGAGCAACGAAUGCAUUACGAAUCACAGAGUGUCCUCAUGACAGAAUUUAAUAUAUGUCCAGUUUGUAAAAAACGAUUUGGUAACCAAAGCGCUUUUGCGAGAUAUCCCAAUGGUGAUAUAGUGCAUUACUCUUGUCAAGACCGCAAGGGAUAAAGGCGGAGUUGCAAGAUUAUACAUAAGUCACAUAAGUUUAAGAUUGUAUAUAUCAAACGUACGCAUUUUAUAUAUAUGAAUUUCGCAUACAUGAAAUUCCGAUAUAUGUAUUGUUACGCAAAACUAAAAAAUUAUCCACUCUACAGUCGUAUUAAAAAUUAAUAGUAA
Trachymyrmex septentrionalis is the source of this 2949-nucleotide messenger RNA. RefSeq names its product vam6/Vps39-like protein (gene Vps39). Bases 139 to 2781 code for a protein of 880 amino acids. NCBI's taxonomy places the organism in Eukaryota, Metazoa, Arthropoda, Insecta, Hymenoptera, Formicidae. The record is from RefSeq and is a predicted model, not a curated record. The transcript is spliced from 11 exons. Gene Ontology annotation, molecular function: protein binding. Gene Ontology annotation, biological process: vesicle-mediated transport; autophagy; endosomal vesicle fusion. Gene Ontology annotation, cellular component: membrane; cytoplasm.